AUGGAGGACCAGGUAGAUGGAAUGGCUGUUUGCGAGCCUCCUAUUACGAACGAGAGCACGGUUUCAAACAAUUCAAUCCAGUCCACUGACAAUACACAACCAGCUUACCCUCGGUUUAUGACACCCAUCAGUCCGAGUCACCAGCUAUUCCCCCCAAACUCAGGCCUUUCUCGAAGACCCUCGGUUGAUAGGCCUAAACAACCACGCCCGGAGACACCUACGAGGUCCCUGCCUGUUAGCUCUAACAGACCACGUCAGAAGACUUGGGCAUCAGUCGCGUCAAAGGGAGUGGAUGCCUUUCGUUCCACAUCAGCAAAGUCAACGAACUAUAGCAAAAGGACUCCUUACAAAAACGGUCAAUCCCCAGGUGUUUCUACCCCAUGUCCAGAUAGGAACUCCAAGGAGUGCAAUUAUAAUGCUUGCAUUCAAACUGUUGCUGAUAAGAAGCUUGCUUCCGAAAAGCCAUUGCCCUACCCACCCGGGCCUAUUUCAGGGGUUGAUUCAACAUGUAAUUUGGAUAUUCAUACCUCUGUCGAAACAAGCAAAGACCAAUCGCAACACCCGCCUUCUUGUUCUCCUUCUGACAAGGAAUGGGCGACAACUGCCUCAGAACAAGCUGAAGACAGCAAGGAAGAUACCACGAGCGAUGCCCAGCCGAAUGGCAAUGAUGAGAUUAAGUUGACACGGAUUGAAGAAGAAAACGCACACACUCCAAUCCCUGAUGGGGUUCGUAUGUUUGCGGAUGCUUUAUCCAAACUUACAAAGGCCACAGCUUGCAUGGAGGUUGGAAAAGAAGGUGAAGGACAGAAAAGCGAGGUGCAAGAAGAUUACCCGUCUGAGAGUAGUGCGGCAGAGGCUGCUAGUCCUGGCUCUACGAAAUGGUGCACAUCUGCUCUCAGUCAAUCUUCAACAGAGAGUCCGUUUUCUCCACCUAGAAAGCCUCAAAACUUGAAGAUUGUUACCGAUUUCUACCGAAAUCCAGUACAGACGGAACGAUCCUUUGCUUACCAUGGCACAGGGGUAUCUCCUGGCUAUUAUUCUCGGGUUCCUAAGUCUAACCCAUUUAGAGACCGUCCUAGGGUUGCAUCUUCACCUGGCAGUAUGAAUCAUUUACUGACGAGAGAUAAUAGGGCGUCCUCUUGCUCAUUUAAACAUUCUCCUUCGCCUAUUAGGACACCUGGUGCCAUGACUCCCAAACAAAAGCCAAUGGGGACGCCUACUCCAUCAAACCCCUAUUAUCCAGCCUCACUAACUACUACGCCUCGAACGGAUAAAAGCGGUUCUAAAAUUCCUCGAAUGUCGCCGCGGAAUUUAUUCCCUGAGAGUGAUUCGGGGGCUGGUCAUAGCUCGAAAACAACUGUCUUCUCUCCUUCAAAGAGAAGCUCAAUCCCACUCCCUACUCGUAUGCUCCAGCAGAAUAGGGAGGAUAACGGCCCUGAAAACGUACCUGAAGGUACCACCCCAUCUGCUAUUUUUGAUAGAGUAGAGAAAAUCACCACCAAUGGGGCUGUAGCACAGGAAAAUCCUUCUGGAAUGGACAAGGGCAAUAUCCAUUCUAGCAUGAAUCUGCGACACGAAUCCCAGGGUGAAAUGAACAGUAAAACCGAGGGAAUGGAGGAAAAUGCCGACCCAUUCUCGGAUGAUAUCACUGUGAAGCAGCUUUCGAAGUCUGCCCCAUGCCAUGGCCCGCAACUUCGUAUUUCAUCAGAGGCUGAGCGUCUCAUAAUGGGUGAAGAUGAUAUCAAGGUGUUGGAGAAGAAUAUGAAAGAGAGUCGUGGUCCUAGUCGUGGACCUAGUCGUCAAUCCGGACACAAGAGGGAAUUUAGACUCUCCACUGAUAGCCUCUUUGCGACCUUUUCCUCAAAGCGUUCCAAGAGCUCAUCUUAUAGGCUGUCCUUCAGUGGUAAACCUCCAGCGGAGGAAGGCAGUCCUACACCUGCUGGAGGACCAGCCGGAAAAUCAAUCUCAAAAGCAAAGAGCGCUGAAUUUGGAAUUCGCCGAGCAUCCUCUGGCCAUCGCUCGAUGAGACGAAAAUCUUCCCCUGAAAAGGAGCUACCUCACCCAGCUUCGGGAAAGCUUGAUGCUGACCCGUUCCUAGACACAGAAGGUAAAGACUUGAAUUCCAAGCAAUCUGCAUCGAUAGAUAGGGAACCAGUUGCAGAGCUUGGAAAACCUAACGAAGCGCCUUGCAGCUCCCCAGUUAUUGAAUCUGCCAAAAAGAGCUCUAUUCCCGUGGCUGUGACAGACAAUUCCCCAUCUCCAUCCAAGUCCGCUGGCCCAGUAGAGCGCACUAGGAAGUCCCAGAAUGAAGCAUCUAAGGUGAAUUCUCCUAGAAGCCCUCGGCAUAAUAGCAAAGUUGGUGUUACGUAUGGCUCCCCUAGAAGAUACCCACACCGACCGUCUACCGAUAGAGCCCACUAUAGGCCUAGACCAAACAAUGAUAUCCACAUCGGACCAGAUCAGCCUUCGUCACACAAUGCAGAUAGCCAGGGACAGAAAGAUAAGCGUCAUAAGAAGCGUCAUCACCGCUCUGCUGAUCCUAUCACCACCGCUCCGGAACCAAUCAAAGGCAAAGGAUCAUCUUCCAAAGGAGUAUUCUCCAAUUUCCGUGGAUUGUUUUCAAAGAAUAAAUCUGAGGCACCAAAAGAAAUCAUGCGCCCUUUGAUUUCUUAUGCGAAGCCAACAGUUACGAGUAACUUCAAACUAUCUGUGCCAGCGUCUCAAUCUGUUCCUCAUCUUGGUGCUAGUGGAAGCGGAAUUCCAAGUGGCAUGUCAAAUGGAGACAUCAGUUACCGCCACCUUGAACCUCCACGCUCCCCUGCACUGAGAGACACUGGAAGGAUUAGCACUAUCACGAUGGAGAUUCUUGAUUCAGCGCGGAAUGAAGUCGAUACAUCACGCAAAGAGAAGCUCAUUAGACUUGGCAAGAUUCUUAUUGAAGCCGUGAAUAAUUCGCAUGAUGCUGAGAAGGCAAUGUUGACUGCCAUCCAGGCGGCAAAAGAGGCCGAAGUUGCAUGCGCAAUGGCAAAGGAAAAUGCCAUGAAAAUGAGUCAGGUUGCAUGCGAUUGGGCCCGUCCUUUGGCUUCUGCUAAGGGCUCUAGUGCCUAA
Trichophyton benhamiae CBS 112371 is the source of this 3108-nucleotide messenger RNA. RefSeq lists its product as uncharacterized. The coding region runs from base 1 to 3108 and encodes 1035 amino acids. NCBI's taxonomy places the organism in Eukaryota, Fungi, Ascomycota, Eurotiomycetes, Onygenales, Arthrodermataceae. The transcript has 4 exons. The record is from RefSeq and is a predicted model, not a curated record.